This is a messenger RNA of Anas platyrhynchos (mallard), 10902 nucleotides long. The record is from RefSeq and is a predicted model, not a curated record. NCBI's taxonomy places the organism in Eukaryota, Metazoa, Chordata, Aves, Anseriformes, Anatidae.
AAUGAAAGAGGUACCACAGGGUGUAGGCAGGUUGCCAGGCGAGCUCGGCAGCGUGACCGCACUGCAUUGAGUUUCUUUAAUGAAAGCCAGGAAAGAACACAUUACACAGUGUUUCUUCUGCGAGCUCGCUAGCCUCCAGUGAUUGAAAUCAAUAAAAACAGUCGGCAAGGGGCCCAGUGGGGGAAGAGAGAAAUCUCCACUACAGCAUUCAGUUUGCUUUCCACUUUCUCCCUCCCCCCUGAAGUUAAACUCUGAAGCUCACCAUGACAAGUGGCUUCGCUUUCAGUGCUCGGCAGACUCUGGUGGGGAUUUAAAGGAAGCGAGCGCUCCAGUUCCCCUCACUGCCUUCGCCCUCACCACUCCGCCGCGAAAAUGAAAGGCUGGCUUUGAAUUCGGGUCCUGCCUGGAGAAAGUUCCUGGGGCAAGUGCACCGCUCGGCAUCUCAGGAGAGGGAUGAGUUCUGCAGUUGGAGGAUGUUAGAAGGUGAGAGGGGAAGGAGGAGGAAUCCGAGGCAGCGAGAGCCCGCGGCCAGGCGAGGAUGUCAACCGCGGCGGAGGGGACCUCUGGAUCUGCGGGACUGACCGCGAGCAAACGGCCCCGAUCGCUGACAGCCGCGUCCUAAGGCAGCCAAAACGCUCGCCUACACGUGAGCAAAGCGCAGACCCAGUGGUUCAAUCUUCGACUGACAUUCUUCUGUGCUGCACAUCACAGAAAUGAGAGAUUGGAGUUUCUGCUGAGCUUACUUUCUAAAGGUUCUGGUUCGAUGGGCAAAAUGCUUCUGCCAGCCAUCCAGAAGCUGCAAGGGGGUGCCUACCAGAGACUCUUUGGGAAUUCAGUGAUACAGCGAAAGUCGGGAAGAGGUGGAGCAGGAGACCAGUCAUACUCACUCAUCUGAUACUUGGGCACUGCGAUAAGGGAACAACACAACCAAGCGUACAGAGUUAACCCCUGCAGAGCCCUGGGCAGCCGCUGCAACCCAGCUCCUGCUGAGGCUGCCCUAUGGGGGCAUGAACAGCAGGAAAGGGAUGGAUUUAGCUGGGAUGGCAGAUGUGCCUGGCAGACAGCAUCCAUCUCUGAAUGUGGGACAGAAGAAAUUCCUUCAGUUCCAGUCUGACAGAAGACACAGUUCUGAACCUGAAGACACAGUGUUGAAAAGACAGUUGCCAUUACCUAAAAAUAAGUUUUCCUCUUUCUUCCAAACGAGCACCCGAACUCGCUUGAUGCUUACUGAUUUGUUGACAGCAAUUUGCAGAGAACUUAGUUCUGGCAUGGCCUUAAAUGCACUCGGUUUCCCAAAGAAAUGAACAAUCUAAACAAAAUGUGCAGCUGAAAAAUUGUUAAUAUUUUAUAUUAGAGGGAAUGAUAUAUAUUUAUAUAGCAAUAAUAAAAUCAUAUAAACAAACCGUUGAAACAGAAGCAAAAAAAUUGCAUUUAUUUAGUGGGCUGCUACCAGGCCAGCAGCAGUAAGCAGUUUAUCACAGAAGUGGGAGCUGAAUGACACCGCAGCUAUAAGGCAGGGUGAUUUACCACAACGCUGGUGCUUAUAGAAUGAGAGAAUAAACAACUGAUGGUGGCUGCGAACAUCUGCCGAACAAUAAAAAGGGUCACAAAGCAAGUGAGAGGGGCCCAUGGGAAGGAGCUGAAUUUUGAAGUGUUCUGAAGUAGCCAUGCAUUCAGAGUUUCUGGAAAAGCAGCAAGAUGAAUGAAUGAUGUCUAAGAAUGACUUCAGAAGCAUGAGCAACUGUGUCCUCACUCCACAUGUGACAGAAAUACACCGUGACUGCUGACAUGCAGGUCUUGUUGCUGGCUUGACAUGCCUAAGAAUGUAUCCGAGGCAGCUUGGGAUGUCUCUUAAGAAAGUGAUAGAGAAGAAAAGAAGUGAAGAAUGUAAUACUGAGAACCCCUGUGAGGGGUAUAACACUAUACGUGUGUUAUAUGAGCAAACGGUGAUGGGGGGUGCAGUGCUAACUGGAAUGGAGCCAUCAGGGAGAGAGAGAGAGGGGAAAACAAGGGCCAGACAGAUGUGAAACACAAGAUUUUUGAAAAAACAGAGGAAAACGUAUGUAAGCAUUUACAUCUGGGCGGAAGGAACUCUGAAGGACUAAGACGGGACUGAAGGGAGGCAGUAAGCUGCAAGGCUGGAAACAGGCUCACAGCACUCCAAUUGCGCAUAGCGAAGUGGGGGUAGGCAGCAGUUGGAUGGGCUGAGUCAAAGGUUAGGUUUUGUUUGUUUGUUCAAAUCACUGUGCUAAAAAAAGGAGCCAAAGAUAAAGGUGCAGUCAGUGGGAGGGGGUGGCCACAAGGCCUGCUGUGCCCCUGAAUUCACUUGCCAGGGCUGGCAACCCUGUGCUCCCUCUGGCAGGACCGUGUUAGAAAGUGCUCAGACUGAAGGAAGAAAACCACCCCUGUUCCCACUGACCUCCUCUUGCUUUUUUAUUAGUACUUUUUGAACAACCAAGACAGAAUGAUAGAUUUAAUGCUGCUUUAUACAUCAUUUAUUCUUGCAAUUUAGUCAUGGCUUCUUUCACGUUAUACUGCAGGGAAUUAACUACAUUAUAAAAUGAAACCUGUAUCAAUUAUAAGUAUACCACCUGUCAAACUGGUCAAUGAUUGCACCACGAAGGCAUAAAUGAUAGGGUUGGAAGAGGCCUGUUUUUCAGCCCAGCAUCAAGCAGGAUUUUCUUCUACACUAAGGUUAAAAGCAUUUUAUCUGAGCUGUAUCAUUAUAUUAUAAACAAUAGCAACUCAGCGACUGCACAAGGAAGGUGGAUUUGGACCUUACUUGCCUGCACUGCUGCAUUUUUUCUCCUCUCGUCUAACCUGGGCAAUCUAGUUUUACUUUUCUGUAUAUCCAGCCAACAACUCUUCUGUUAAUCCCUAUGGCAUGUAUGUAAACUAGUUAGCCAAAAAAAAUGUCAUGUUAUUCAGACUUUGAGGUAACAGCAGCAUGACACGGCUUUCUCUUGCGCUUGAGAUUUCAGAGGGCGCUCCUCUUGAGGCCCAACUAAUUGCAGGUAUGCUACUUUUCAGAAAUACCAAUCAUCCAUUAUUUAAAUUGUUAGGGAUUAAUCCAUAAAUAAUAUUUAGCACGUCACUUUCUAAAAGCACCUUACAAACCCUGAUGAGUAGCUGACAAUCUACUAAGUCAUGGCUCAUGCAUAUAUGCACAGGUCUGGCAAAGCCCUUUAGUUCUCUCAUCUUCCACCCGAACAAGCCUGUGCGGUGGAGCAAAGCUCUGUUCAGCCUUUCCUGUGCAAUACUCCUUGUUUUCGGUCUCUGUACAAAUUAAGAGAUCCUUUGGGAACUCUAGAAGAGAAAGUAUGAAUCUUAGGCCUCUUUAGAGAUUUCAUUUGUUGGCAACAGCUUUAUUAGCUACAUAUAGCUUGUAAUGAUACUACAGCUUGUCAAAAUGCAUAUUCAGAGGUCAGAUUACCUAGGUAAGAGCUAUUUCAUGUAUAGAUGAUAACUCAACAGGGCCAGUAGACUAAAGCAUUUAUUUUUCUAAACUGCACAGUAUGAGACAGUGCUACAGUAGGAUAAAGGUGUGUGUGUGUGUUUUGUUUCUUUUUACAUCAAAUAAAAUAAUCAGUGCAGAAUGGUCAUGCUUGAAACUGUUAACCAACCUGCUCUGCAACUUGGUGCUGCCCUAUGUAUUUCUGAAGAAAACGACUGAUUACAGCUAUGGACUCUAUAGUAGAACAAAGCAGCACUUGAUUUUUUCUUACUCAUUAACUGAAGUUUACUUUAUGCAUUUUUUCUACAAUAAUUUUUGCCACCAAGUGCUCUUAACUUUUUGCAUGUUGUAAGAAAUUUUCCUCAAGUCUAUGUGUAGAUUUUUAUCUAAAUAAAAUCCCCAUUAAUUUUUAUGACAUGUAAAAAAACUGGCUUCCAUCCAGCUAUCCAAGCUUUAGAAGUACUUCUAUGCUAAUACCUUGCCUACUUUGCUGUUUCCCCAGCGAACUUCAGAUGAUUAAAGUCCUUCUGAAGUUUUGAGGCAGCCAAGACUGGAUGGCACAGUCUGUAACACAGUUAUUCAUGGCAUGUUUAAUUUUGUCUGUGGACUACAUAUCAAAAAGAAAUAUAUGAAUCCUCUGCUAUUUAGGCGCUACAGUGGCUUUACAACAUUCAUAGUGAAUUGUUAGGUAUGGAACAAGAAGCACUGACCUUGUCUAUAAAAACAAACUGCACUGAAAAGGGCAACUCAACACAGACUAACCAUUUUUAGCGUUUCUCUGGUAUUUACCCCAUAAACACCUGCUUAAUUUAAUUUUUAAUUAGUGGAUUUUUCUUUGCUGUUUAUCUGCUGCAGAAUGAGAACUCAGAAUCUCUAAAUAUAAGGUAAAUAGUUUAGGAAAAUGGGGGCAGCUCUCAGUUUCAGUUGUCACUAUCCAUUAAACCAUACUUUGAUGGAGGAAAUGACUUCAGUUUGUGAGCCUGAGGAGUUCCCAUACGACCAACAGAACAUCCACAGUACACAGUUCAAUAUGCAAUAAACUAUCACUCCACAGCACAAAACUUUUCAAAAGACAGCAUGAACAUGCUUCAUUUUAAGGAUAGAGAGUACAUACAUCAUUAAUUGUGUGUGGUGUGAAUACUGGGCACAACCCUCUGUUCAACUUACCAAAAAAAGGAGACAGCGCGGAAUCCCUAACACCAUCACAAAGUGAGGACCGGUCUUAUUUUAAUCCCUCUUCUCAACACCAAAGCCAUCUCCACAUUCAAACACCCAGAAACUCGUCUUCCUACCUGCUACAAGUCACCUUUGUAAAGCAGGACAAGCACUUGGGUGAUUCUUAACACAAUAUUCUGCCUGUCCAGGAUGUAUCGCCUAGAAAACUGAAACAUCAAUGCUGUAUAUUCUUACCACAGGUUAAAAAUAAAGCACAUGCUCUUGCACAAGAGCUGUCGGUGGCAGGGAAGGGGCUCUCAAACGUCUCCAUCUGAUAGUCCCCUGCCAGCUUUGCUCGCUGCUGCAGCCCCAGCAUUGCCUGCCGUGAAUGAGAAGCCCUGCGGCUGAGCGCACCCCAGCAGCUCGCUCGGCUGCCAGCCCGGCCUCUCACUUCUGGAAAAAAAGGGCUGUAAACAGCGAAAGGGAGGGGCCUGGCGGUGCACAAACUUGUGAGUAAGUCACCGGGGGAAAAACAAGUGCAGCGUGCGGCGCGCCGUGGGGCGGCAGGCGAUGUGCCCCCGGAGAAGAAGGCCGAGGCGUCUCGUCAGGCUCCCCUCAUCGCAGACGGGGCGCCCGCGGGUCCCGCGGCACGGAGGAACGUGAGAUGGAGCGGGAGGAAAGCUGGUAACCAGCAGAGAAGAUACAAGAGCUAAAAUCACUAUGUGGAGCUGUGAAACCUUAAAUAGUACCGAGAACAGUGUGGACCAGCAUCUCUGCCAUGACUUCCACUUUGUGCUUUCCAUCUUGUCCCUACUCUACCUCAUUAUAUGUUUCCCAAUUAGCCUUUGCUACAAUGGCUUGCUGGUCCUGGUUAAUCUGUAUAACAAAGCAACUAUGACGAUGCCAGACGUUUACUUUGUCAACAUAGCCAUUGCCGGUCUCAUCAUCAACACCCUGGCACCAAUGUACCUUCUAGGUCUUGCCAAUACAAAAUGGGCCAUCUGGAAUUCUAACAACGAAGUUUAUAUCACCUUGCUUAUUUUAUUCAACGUCUCAUCUUUAGUUACCAUGUACUCUACGACGUUACUCAGUCUGGACUACUACAUUGAACGCGCUCUACCUAGAACUUAUAUGUCAAGUGUGUACAACACCAAGCAUGUCUGUGGAUUCAUAUGGGGUGGAGCCAUGCUGACAAGUUUCUCAUCUCUUCUGUUCUACGUCUGCAAUCACGUAUCCACUAAAAUAAUUGAAUGUUCCAAGAUGCAGAACAAAGAGGCAGCAGAUGCCAUCAUGGUCUUUAUCGGGUAUGUUGUACCAGCUGUCGCGGUACUCUAUGCACUUAUAUUGAUCUUGCGAAUACGCAAAGAGGCUACACCACUGGAUCAAGACACUGGACGAUUAGAUCCAUCAGUGCACAGGCUUUUGAUUGCCACAGUCUGUACACAGUUCACCUUAUGGACACCCUAUUAUGUUACCCUUUUGGUAAGCACAUUUACUUAUGCACAAGGAAGAUUUGCAGAUGAAAAUUACAGUCGAAUAUUACAUUUUACCAAGAUUUUAUCCAAAUUCUUGGCUUUCUCAAGCAGCUUUGUAAUGCCUCUGCUCUACAGAUACAUUAACAAAAACUUUCCUAACAAACUACGACGUUUGCUUAAAAAGAUACACUGUGGAAGUCAAGGGUGUUCACACGAACGCACAGUGGUACAGCAAGUUAUGACAUAGGUAUAAAAAAACACUGGUGCUGUUACUGCAGGACGUAGUAUACCAGCAUACCAGCACUCAGACUGCUACUGCUGUGUGGGCACCCAAAGUCACUGAUGUGACAGUCCCAACCAGGAGACUUGGAGGAGCCUUGGAGGAGCCUUCAAUUAAUGAAACAGUCUUAAUUUUCAAAUAGUUAAUUAUUUGCUGAGAUCUUGUAAGACUCUGGCCUAUGUGCUGUAAUUCCUGUGACACCUAAUAUUUUCAGUGCACUGAACUGGUUACAAAGCGUAAGCUCUGUCUUCAUCAUUCUAAUAUUCUUGUCUGAAGAAAUCGCUAAGCAGUUUAUUGAAGUACUGACCGAAUACACAGCACCUUGUAUCUUGUAGAGGAAAAGGUAUUACCUUAUUUUCUGUACAAAGAAUUAACAGUGCUAUUCUUGAUGAAGUAAAUAGUAUUUUUCAAUGAAGAUGAUAUAAUGAUCUUUACUAAAGAUCAUUUUAUCCAAUUAUACAUGUCCAAAUAGUAAAUGUUAAUUAUAAAUUAAAUUAUUUAAUUUCUUUCUCCGUCACUGAAUUCCCUCUAAAAGAUCUCUAAUUUACUAUUUUCAGAAAUUAUAUUCUCACACAAACUAACCUAAGUUUUUAACAUGUGCGGUAAAUCUUUUUUUUUUUAGAUAUAACAAUUAACAAAAACUUGUUUAUUCUUCCAGUGCUUUGUUGGCAUCCUAAGACAUUUCAAGAAUUCAGAAAUAUUUAUUAACUAAUUCUAGGGGAACUGAGAGAUGUUUAUCCCACAUAUUAAAAUGAAGGACACAGUGGUUUACAAAGUUAAAUCAAAAUUCAAGUAGUAAAGAACGUCUGGCUAAGUGUUAUGGUCCACAUAUGUUCAUGUAACAAGAGUAAUUGUCUUAAAAAUAAAUAUGUUUAUGAUUAACAUUUUGUAUUUUCAAGGGAUAUGUUUGCAACAAAUCAAUUGAAAUCUCUUUAAUCUAGGGCAUCACUGGAAGUUUGGAAACCAUACAAAAUCCUUCAAUACUUACAAGAUUUUAAAAUGGGAGUGAUAGGUAUAAAUUCCAGUCAAGAUCAGCUUUUUGCUGACCUGUGAAAAAUGGACUGCCUCCCAAUGUGAUUCUUGAAUACACAGUAAAAGUAUAGUUUCUGUAUUUCACAAUGGGGAUGAAGAAAUCCAAUCCAGAUUGCCAAAUUCUACAGAGUGUAUGAAAUACAUGAGAAAUACAAACGUUGCUGCAGGAAAAAAAAACUAAAGUUACUCACAAUAGCAAACUGAAUUGCUGCCCCUGUAGCUGUUGCUGCGUUGUUAAUAAUGGACGGGGUAGAAGUUAAUCUGAUAUUCUCCCACCAGCCUGGGGACAGCGAGGCAUCUUUGUCACUGACCCUGCAAUAAAUCAUUUCAUUACUUCAUCCAUCACAACACAGCUUACUCCACAUGACUUCAAUCAACAACUGUGGCAUGUUGAGCCUCUGGUAUGGAAAAACCAUGGAGUAGAAACAGAAUUAAACCUUUUCCAUUGCACAAUCUUAUCUCAUAAUUGACCCUAAUUUAUCAGCAUGGAGACAUGCUUCAGUUUUACGUGGGAAGGGGAUGAGGAACAGUCUUUUCAGAUCUUCCUUCUUUUCCGUGUUACCCAAGCCAUUUCUUCCCACAGCCAUUUUUGCUUAUCUGAUUCAUAUACAAUCAUCCCUUAAGUUACCAACAUCCCAGUGGAAGACUCUUUAGUUUUCAAGAGCAUUUCAUAUCUUAGUGAAUCUGGUUAACCCUUAGAACCCUAUACAGUAAGUCAUUUAUUUCGGUGGUGGUUUCUCCCUGUGAAAGCUAGCCAGCACAAUUACACCACUUUACUUCAUAGCUUUAGCCUGCUGAUUAAAACCACGUCAAGGAAGGAAGCCUUUCCUUAUCGCUGUGUCCAAUUCACACACUGAUUUAUGCCUCUAUGCCAACACAAUACUGGCUUUUUUUUUUGGAAACCAUUGGGUUUUUGUUUUGUUUCUUCUCUUGAGAGGUUCUAAGUAUUGCGAGCUACACUCACUGUAAGCAUUCAAGCACUCACUUCCACCCAAGUUCCCCAGAAACCCUUCCUUGGAACCAUUGAACAAAUUGGCUCUUCAUCCCACCCAAGGGAUCCCAGGCUCCCUCAAGCACCACGUUAAAUCUCUCACGUAAAAGCUGUUAAAGAAAUUCUGACCCAUUACGCAGGAAGACGAAUUCCAGCCGGGAGGAACUGGCUUAUCUGGUGCGAGUGGAGGAUCCCAGAACUGGGACCCUGCCAGGACGGAGGGGCUGAGCAGGCAGCACUAGGGGCAAGUUUAACUCAUAUGCUGCUUUCUUGCUUCCAUUUCCCCCUUCUCCUACGACACCUUACUUUCUGUGCCUCACGGACUGUUGCAUUUAUUUCUGUUCCUUUCUCCCUGCACUAAAUUCCUGGUUUCAGAUCAUGUCUCUCAUCAUCUUUCUUCAUUUUUUUUCCUCAUCUUUUUCAGUUCUCUAUCUAAAUGUGCUACUUUAUUUAAUUUUUAUUUUGCUCCUCUGAUGCCUUUCAUGCUUGGUCCUUUACACUUGAGACUGUGCACCACUCACAUUUAGCUGCUAGACUGACUCUGUCACACCCACACAAAUUCCACCCAGUGAUUUGACAUUACAAAUGCAACUGCUCAGAAAAAUGGAAGCUGCUACUAGAGAUGGAGAAAGAGCAAGUUUUAUAUAAUUUACCCCUGAAACCUCAAUUGUGAUUUUUUUCCUAAAGAUCCUUCUUUAGAAAGACCAGAGUUGAGCAGCAGAGCUGAGUAUGUUUGUGUGUAUCCUUGAUAAUACAUUAAAUGUGAUGGCAAUCGUGUAGGCAAGCAGGUUUUAUAUUUCAAUGAACAAAACUGAUACAAACUCAGAUUUUUAAGAGUUAAUUUGGUAUAUUAGUUGCCUCAAAGAAACUGUGCCAUGCAACUGACUGCUACUGUAAGGAAAUUCAGAACUUAAUUUCAGUGCCCUCACAUGGUAUCUCUUCAAAAGCAAUAUCCCACAAAGCAAAAACUUUGCAAUAUUUAUAUAAAAACAGUACACGAGCAAGUACAUUAAAAUACUCAAGGAAAUGCACAGUAACAUAACUAUAGAGGAACUUUUAUGAGCAAAUCUUUAACAUACCAAGUUCUCAAGAACGGGUCCUUUUCCAUUUCAAUACCCGAAGGUUUCUGGUAACUUUGUAAAUAGGGGCUUGUCUAUUUUGCUUUUAAUUAAAUAUGAAUAAAAUACUGUAUAUAUGCAAGAUAAAAAUCAGCCUACUGAUGUAAAAAGAAUUUGCAAAGAAUUUAUUAAAUUAUUUCUCAAAGUGUAUCGUUUAAAUGUAAACCUCUGAACAGUAAGGUGUACUGUAUGUUUCUGUGUGUAUAUACUGUACAUUAGAAAGAAAGCACUACUUAAGUGCCAUUAUUAACAGUGUUAUUUUCUCACAAAAUUAAACUUAAUAUUUGAGAUGAUCUAUGGCUUACAGCCCUCUUCCUGACUAUCCAAUUAAGUCAAAUCAGUGAACUAACAAAGAUGUUUGUCUCUGCUUCUGCUGAAGGUACUAACGUAGCUAGUUUAAAACAGUUUCAUGUUGCUUCACCUAGCAGGGGCCCUGGCUUCCAAAGUUUCCAUCUGAGAAUCAAGCUGAGGUGGUCUCUGAAGGCACAAUGUUCAGUUAAUGAAAGAACGUGACCAACCACUAGAAAAUUUCUGGUUCUACUUAAAACAAAGAGCUGUGGUCUUCCAUGUUAUAUCAAAAAACUACAGGAAUGGACUUCAGGCAAAGCUUCACAAAUAAACUACUGGCUCAUAAGAAUAAAAAAUAUUAAAGCCUAUGUGGUCAGUAAGAGGUGUGAUUUUUGGGGGUCCUUCUUGAUAGAAAGCCUGUUGUAGACAAGGUUAAACCUGUGCUGCUUCACUGAAUCACAGCAUCAUAAGCUGCAUGACUUGGAUGUCAAACCAGGCAUGUUAAAUUAUCAGAUUUUCUAGGUCAUAAUUUUUAUAUCAUUAAUAUCUAAUUAUGCAUCGGCAUGAAGUUAGCUGUGAAUGAAGGUAAAAUGGCACACACGCCCCAGCUUUUUUCAGCAUAAAGAAUCCUGCAACUCAUGGGCCAGUAAUUUGUGCCAGAAAUACAGGGCUGGUGACUAACGCGUACGUUGGCCAUGUCCUUGUCGCUUCCUCCUCUCUCUGCUGUCACAACUGAGAUGCUGGAAAUCAGCUCCCUGCAGAAAUUGGUUCCCUGAAGAACUUAAUAUAAGCACCAAUACGUCUGACACCCCAAAGAAAACUUAGCUCUAGGAGGGUAAUAUGCUCCGUCAUACAUUUAUUACUGCACAUAACCAGAGACCAGCCACCAAGGAUCAGUUAGUUAACACAACAUAUGAAAAUAUUUUCAUGGGCGUACUUUCAAAGUUAUUAAUUAGUUCCCUUUGAAUUUUCUGUAAAGCAUCAGAUGAUGACAUGUAAAAGUAAACUACUUUAAAUGGUUAUUGGUACAUUCCUUGUAGAAAAAAACAGGCCAAGGCACUACUUCUGGGUGCUGUCUCAGUGAAAAAUAAAUCAAAAUGCUAACCGUG